This is a messenger RNA of Populus nigra (black poplar), 1252 nucleotides long. Its product is annotated as peroxidase 44-like. Gene Ontology annotation, cellular component: plant-type cell wall; plasmodesma. Lineage: Eukaryota; Viridiplantae; Streptophyta; Magnoliopsida; Malpighiales; Salicaceae. Bases 69 to 1130 code for a protein of 353 amino acids. Gene Ontology annotation, molecular function: heme binding; peroxidase activity. The record is from RefSeq and is a predicted model, not a curated record. Gene Ontology annotation, biological process: response to oxidative stress; hydrogen peroxide catabolic process. The transcript is spliced from 2 exons.
CAAAGUGGCCAUCAACUCCAUAGCUGAAACUUGAAAGUUCAGGAAUCUCUUGUACUCGAUAAGAAAAAAUGGGAAUGAAAUCUUCAUUUCUACUCAUUCUCUUCAUUGUUCCGGCUGUAUUAGCCGAUCUAAGAGUUGGGUUUUACAAACCAACAUGCCCUGACGCAGAAUCUAUCAUUUUUCGGGCAGUGCAAAAGCGGUUCAACACAGAUAAAUCCGUAACCGCAGCCUUGCUUCGCAUGCAUUUUCAUGAUUGCUUCGUUAGAGGAUGUGAUGCAUCUAUUCUUAUAGAUUCAACCACUCAAAACCAAGCAGAGAAAGAUGCAGGACCGAACCAGACUGUCCGUGAAUACGAGCUUAUUGAUGAGAUCAAGAAAGCCUUAGAGGCUAAAUGCCCUUCAAAAGUCUCAUGUGCAGACAUCAUAACAGUUGCAACCAGAGACGCUGUAGUUCUUGCUGGAGGACCAAACUACACUGUGCCUACAGGAAGACGUGACGGGCUAGUCUCUAGAGCGGGUGAUGUGAACUUGCCUGGACCACAAGUGGACGUGUCUCAAGCAUUUCAAAUUUUCAGAGCAAAAGGUCUAACCCUUGAAGAAAUGGUGAUCCUUUUAGGUGCACAUACUGUUGGUGUUGCACAUUGUAGUUUCUUCAGUGAACGUCUUCAAAAUGAUCCAUCAAUGGAUGCUAAUUUAGCUGCCAACCUGAGUAAUGUCUGUGCUAAUCCAAAUACUGAUCCUACUGUAUUGUUGGACCAAGGCACAGGUUUUGUGGUUGAUAAUGAGUUCUACAAACAGCUCCUUUUGAAGAGAGGAAUAAUGCAUAUUGACCAGGAACUUGCCAUAGAUAGCUCUACUUCUGGUUUCGUUUCACGUUUUGCGAGAGAUGGGAAUGGAUUUAAGCAGAGUUUUGGAAAUGCAAUGGUGAAGAUGGGGAGCGUUGGGGUUCUUGUUGGAAAUGAUGGAGAAGUGAGGAAAAAUUGUAGAGUUUUCAAUCCGAAAAACAAACCUACUGUCCCAAGUCCCCCAAAGAAAGACAAGGUUUCACCUCCCAGCAAAAAAGCCAAAAAUAAAAAGCAAAAGAAACCUAAGGGUAACGGGAAGAAGAAAAGGAACACAAGAGCACUGUAGUUGAGAUUGAUGUUGUGCUUAUAAUUAUAAUAUAUUUUGCAAUUUUUCUUUUUCAAACACUGUCGUCACAGUCAUCCGAAGAAAUAGCAAUUUCUGUGUGUGCUUUAGACAUUUUCUUUUAA